GCUUCUCAUCACACCAAAAUCAUAUCUCCUCCUCCUAUAAACCCUUCUUCUACUCAUCUUUCUCUUUGUUUUUCGGAAACAACGUUAAGAAUGGGAGUUUGGGCGCUUCCAAAGGCGAUCGCGAUCAAGUCACAGGACUUCAAAGACAGAGGCCACAUUUACCGCAGGGACAACAAUGGCGCCAUAGCCCUCGGAGAAGCGGACGUUUUCAGCACGAAGGCUCGUAUCGAAGUAGAACAUGCCAAGACGGACAGCAAGUACGUUAACCUCCGAUUCUCGUACACCAACCGGUACAUGCACCGCACAUCCGACGGGAGCUGGGCCAUGGCGGCCGUCUCCACCAAACCCCAGGAAGACUUGUCUGACCCUUUCUGCACAUUGUUUGAGCCAAUUAAGGUUGACGGCGACAUCUUCUACUUAAUUCACGCUCAGAGUGGAGGCCGCCUCGUGAUAGACAGUGCAAGCUUCCUCUUCUUCGUCGAGUUCGACUUGACCAGCACCACUCGAGGCUAUCUCUCUGCAGUCGAUUUUGAUUCACUAGUCCGCCUUCCCGUCCGCGGCAACCUCGCCUUCAUCGGAGAUAACGGGAAAUACCUCAAGGCCUUCACUUGGUUCAACAACUACUUCCAGCUCUCGUCCGACAUCCCCAACGACACCCUUUCGCGCCACCAGGUAUCGGAGGUGGCCGACGGCCAUGUCCGUCUGACAUCUAUCCACUGGAGCGUGCUGUGGAGUCUCGCCACCUCCGGCUGGAUAUUCGGCAACACCACGGAUUUAUCCAACCCCAACACUCUCUUCUGGCCUAUCAAAAUCAAUGCAAACACCAUCGCCCUUCGUGCAGCCGACGGCAAAUUCUGCCAGCGUCGCGUCACCAGCAACCUCGCUAAUGGAAGCAUCGGAACCGAGGACACCUCUCUGACGAAAGAAGCCGAGUUGCAGGUGGAGGAAUUGGUGACGAAGAGUUUGGUGAAUAACGUCAGAUACCAGAGCGAGUACGGGCGCGUAUUCAACGAGACACCUCACACGGGAUGGUCGUCCACGGUGGUCAACAGCCAGGACGUGGAUGUAACCUUUUCGCUCUCGUUCACGUAUCAGGACACGAAGGAAUACACCUUCGCCCGCAGCUAUACGCUGGAAACAGGGGUGCCCACGGUGUUCGACGCGGCGCUUCCCUUCGUCGGCCCAAACGGCUCCAUCGAUGAGGCGGCUGCUAAGAUAAAUGCGGAGCUGCAGUGGAACGCUGUGAACUCAAUGACCAGGACAGUUACAGGUAAGGGUUCGGUUACGGUGCCGGCGAAGAGCAGUGUUGUGAUUAGCUAUGUCGGAAAAAGAGGAAGCUGCAAUGUUCCCUUCAAGUAUACUCAGGUGGACAGUGUGUACAACGCCCCAAUUGGAUCACCACCGGUUGAUGUUGAAUCUGAAGGAAUUGAUGGUCUUUACACUGCCACCAAUUUAUAUGGUUUCGAAUUGGUGAUCGAGACAAUUCAAGCUAUCUGAGAACACAAAGCCGAGGGUUUUUUUCAUCAGCUUCUUCUAAGUUGGUUUUUUCCCUCACUAUAUUUGUAUCAAUAAAUUGUGUCUCUCUUGUAUCCAUUGUUAUCAAUAAAACGUGUUUCCAAGAUUGUUAUA
Molecule: messenger RNA, 1629 nt
Organism: Salvia splendens (bonfire salvia)
Lineage: Eukaryota; Viridiplantae; Streptophyta; Magnoliopsida; Lamiales; Lamiaceae
Exons: 3
Coding region: 91-1497 (468 amino acids)
Source: RefSeq, a predicted model, not a curated record